Messenger RNA from Pocillopora meandrina, 1039 nucleotides. NCBI's taxonomy places the organism in Eukaryota, Metazoa, Cnidaria, Anthozoa, Scleractinia, Pocilloporidae. The record is from the annotation of a GenBank genome assembly.
GACAUCAAAACAGAAAAACAGUUGGAGGACGCCUACAGAAGUGUUAAGAAUGGAUGGAUCACCCUAUGGGUGGAUCCACACAGUUCCUUCAAACGAAAACAGGGCGAGAUAGAAAGAAGGGAAGCCGGUAAAGCAAUGAGGAAGAGAAAUUCAGGUAUGAAUGGAAAACCAUAUUGCCUGUCUUUCCCGCUUGUUACAAAAUUACUCAAUGUUUAAUGGAAACAAUGUCCUCCUUUUUUUUUCAUUCAGACGACACUAUCGACAGCGGUGACAGUAUGGAAGAGGACGACCAUGACUCCUACGAAAACAGACUCGCGCGACUGCGAGAAAAACACGGAGGAACAUUAGCGGACUUUAAACUGAAAUGUUGGGCAAAAAUGUUGGUAAGCUUGGACAUAAAAAAAAUUUAUUUUGGUAAAAUAGAAAAAAUUAAUCCAAUAUUUGAAUUUGGCUCUUCAAAAACUACAUAUUUUAAAAGCAUGUGCGUACAUUUGUUAUUUUAAAUUACAAACUUUGUCCGUCAUUGUUCAUGGACGAAAAAUACAAUGGUAUGCCUUGACUGUUUUUUUUUUAUUAUUACCACAGGUAGAUAAAACUCAUCACAGUGAGGAUGAAAUGCCUCAGGUUUCCUUCUUUACCGGGAGGAAUAAAGCCAGCUGUUCAACGGUUGACCUACCUUCAUCUUCUUCAGCUCAGUCUUCAACGAAAGAAACAACAUUUAACUCAAUUUCGGGUGCUGAGGAAAAGGUAACUCUCUCACUUGAUACUCCACCUUGGAACAAAGAGCGCGAGUCAAUCCUGGAGAGUGAUUUUUUGUCGUUGCAAUUGCUGCCAUUAAUUGCAACAACAAAACUCUGAAACCGGCGUUUUUUCUUUUAAAUCUUGUGCUCGAGAUCCAUAAAUUUUGAAAGCACACUCGUCACCUCUACUUAACAAGAGAAAAUUGCACUCCUUACUGAUGUAAUUUAUUUUUCUUCAUUUUCCACAGCUACGUUUACAAAGUAUGAUCUAUAACCAGAUUGCACAACUGAAGGAUCUG